GGGAACACAAAUGCAACCCGUCAGGGACCGCGCAUGCCCUGGCCCCCCCUCCACAAACCACCCCCACAACGUGCACAUUCGGGCCAGUACGGCCCCAGAGGAAUCGGGUGAGGCCCGAAAGCUGCCUGGCCCACAGAACACAGCCUGCCUCGUAGCAGCGUGGCGGAUGGGGAGCCUGGACCACCCUCUUGCUGCUGGAGCUCACCGUGAGCCUGCAUGGGGAAGCGUGGCCAGCGAGCUCGCUCCGCAAGUGCCACGCUGGUGCAAAGAGUCCGGCGUACACGUCACCCGUUAUAAAGGCUAACGCCAUUAAAAAAACAAAACCAAAAAAAAAAAAAAAAAAAAAAAAAAAAAAAAAAAUCAAACCUUUCUGGUGCUUUAGUCAUGAAGCGGCUGCAGAAAGAAAACCACCAGGUAUGUUCCCGACCCUGACACAAGAGUGUCUCAGUUCGCACGAGCUCUUGGAGCCUUUCUGCUGCGUGUGGUAGCAACUGUCACGUCAGCGACGCCGACUGCAGACUCUACCUAAUAAACGUAGGCAGCAGAUGACAGCUGCUAGCGCAGCGCAAAGGGGUGGCUUUGGCACUCUGCUUUCAAAAGCCAUUUAACAGCAGUAGGUGUCCUUACUAUUUCGGAUGUAUUCGAAGCGCUGCAAUGCUUGGAAACAUCCAGCUCAUUUGCUUGACAGUUCAGGUAGAAAUAAAAGCAUCUUGACAGAAGGUGAAUGAAAAAAAAAAAUAAAAAUCUCACAUUCAUUUUUCUAGGAACUACAUCUAGUCGUGAUUUAAGGGCAUCUUAAAUAGAAAACAGAAGGGAUGAAAAGGCAAUAGAAUAGCUAAGUGAGAUUCUGCAUGAAAAUGGGGCAAGUGCAAAUUUGUUAUCAUGUGCCAGCAAAGUGGUUCCUCCAGCUGCAGAGUGUCUAGCUGCGAGGACAAAAUAGAAUCCCACUACAGGUGAGAAACUUGGACUGGGAAAUUAAGAGACUAAGAUGCCAUAAUUGGUAUCUUAGGAGCUGUAUGAAUUAAAUAACCUUUCAGCACUGCGCAGCACACAUUUUCACAGUGUCUGAGAAAGCACCAGAUUGUAUCAGCCUUCAGUGGCAGAACUCGGCUUCUUCAAAGCUCCUGUCCACUAACCACAGAUACUUGCUGGCAUUUGCCUGGCUGAAUGAAAUAGCCUACAUGAGACUCAUGCAGGUGAAUCAUCCAUACAAACCUGAAUCACUACCUCACGCUCUGGAUUUAAAUUUAAAACAGACAAAAGAUCUUUUCCGGCCUCGUUGGGGCGCCCUGCUGAUAUAACAAGCCAUCAGAAGAGACAGAAGGGAGAGCACCAAGAGAAGGAACGGUCUGAUUCAAGAUGGGCUACAAGUCGCUAUUCACGUUGACAGUUCUCAGGCAAUCUGGGCGCCUCUGAGGGAGCUGCUUUCUCCUCAGGCAGAGUGUGGGCCGAUGCCUGCCACUCCACACACCUACUUCCUGCAAUCCUGGCAAUUACCAAUAGUGUAAAACCCAGUUUCUGACGUGGCUGACUCAGCAAGGGCUUGGCUCAAAACAAAUACGUACGCACAAGGAACGGCAGCCUGGGAAGCAGUGACAGGAGGCACAAGAAGAGAAGGAGGCAUGGGGGAUUUUUAGCUUUCCGGGUCCCACCUGGCUGAAUCAUCCCUGGACCUGCUUCUCCCAACAUCCCAGCACCCUGGUGAACGCAGCAGUCACAGUUCUGCAAGUGCUUCAGCAGUUUCUCCUCUCCGCCUGUUGGACUCCACUGCUGCUCUGACACCGUCUACAGGAACAGGGAAGGAAGAGGGUGUUCCUGUUGUGUGGCUUGCUGCUGAUCCUGCGGCUUCAGUCCAACAUCAGACUGCAGAAAGCCAGCAGUUUCCUCCUCCUCGCUGCCUUUCAUCGGCAUGGAUACUUGGCGGAGAGGGUCCAUUAAGUCCACAACGUUCUUCAGACGUUUCUCACUCCGGAGACACAAAAAGCUGAGCAACCAAGUCAUCAUCUUGAAUCAGAACAGCCACACUCUGGACAGUGAGGGACAGUGCCAGAAGAGGGAAUGCUUGAGGGAUCUGAAGGACAAGUCUGAUUACCUGUCAUGUCAGAGUGAGCAAAACCUAGCCAAAGCACAAGCACCCCCCAAGCCUCCCCGGCUGUACCUGGACAGUUCUAGCUGCCCUAACAUCAUCGAUCACACUGAUUCUCACUCUGACAUCUCCUUUUCUGGUGCUACUCAUCAAUACCACAAAGCCACUCAAACUCAGUUCCACAAGGACCAGGCUACAGACUGCGGGACCUCAGAGGCAGGUUCCCAGAACGGCACCACUCUUUCUGACCUGUCCGAUCCCUUCCUGUCCUUCAAAGUGGAUUUGGGGCUAUCACUUCUCGAGGAUGUUCUGCAGACCCUCAGGAAACAGAACCCAAGAGAUUACACCAUUUGAAGGUAUUUAUCAUUUAACAUAUCACAUUUACGUACUGCCGCUGGCAGUUUCUCUAAUCCUAGGGGGAGGAAGGAUACUGCAGCAUUCCUGUUGUGCGCGGCCCUUUUGUUGUUCUCGCCUUAUCCACCACAGACUGUCCCUGUCCUUGCCCAGGAGUCCUUCGGAGCAGAGCUCAUGGGCUCCGUGCUCAGAUGAGAGCACUGUCUGCUGGAACCUCGUGGGCAAGUUUCCAUUCUCCAUACUGGGAAUUUCCCACUCCUGACUGUGCAUCUCCUCCCCGGGGAAGAAUGGCAUUGUUUGGCAAAAGACUGGUUAUUUUGGGGAUGUGGCUGUGACACUGCAGAACACAGACAGAAAGGGAUAUGGCAUACAUCAUCUGUGGAUAUGCAGGCAGCUUGCAAGGAGACAGUAGCAUUGCAUCUCAAACCCAUAGCUAUGGCAAGGGUCAAGAGACAGAAACUGGUGUUUCUUCUCCCACCGUGUCUGGAUGUGAAAAAAUCAAAUCCAUUCCUUCUUUUUUUGUUUCUUGUGGGUUUCUUUUCCCCUAACUCAAGUGCAGUUGGCACUCCAAGACUAGAAACAGGUAAGCAUCCACACCGGCUCGUAAUACAGCAACAGCAGUCCAUUUAUCCUACUAGCAGGAGAAGAAAUUUCUCUAGAUACUGCUGCUUGAAGCAUGCACUGAUCUAUCAGCUGUACAGAUAUGGAAGAAUAAAUGUAUCUGUGACUGGAA
Messenger RNA from Tyto alba (common barn owl), 3173 nucleotides. It is a transcript of the gene CUNH15orf62, whose product is annotated as chromosome unknown C15orf62 homolog. NCBI's taxonomy places the organism in Eukaryota, Metazoa, Chordata, Aves, Strigiformes, Tytonidae. The record is from RefSeq and is a predicted model, not a curated record. The coding region runs from base 1910 to 2440 and encodes 176 amino acids. The transcript is spliced from 2 exons.